AUGUUUAACUCAUAUCCUGAGGGUAAAGAGAGCAUUACUAGCGCACCACAGGACGAGAGAAGCGUGUUGGGUCUGCAGGCGCGUAUACCCGAGUUUAUCCCUGAAGACCCCGGGUUUUGGCUAGCCCAGAUGGAAGCCCAGUUUAAGCUAACCGGGGUGACUAACCAACUAGCUAAGUUCACCCAACCCGUGGGUUGCCUCCCGAGGUCUAUGGCUCCGGGAUUACGGGAUAUCGUAUGUAAGCCGCCUACCGAUCGUCCGUAUGACGCACUACGUGAUGCAAUACUAGGCCUUUUCGGCAUGCCGAUGGAGUGCCGUCUUAAGCAGCUCCUCGGUGGCCUGCGCCUCGGCGACAAUGGCUUAGACACACCCACGAAGCUAAAGAGUUACAUGCAGGGGCAGUCUACGUCCACCAAUUCGCGCUUGAGUGACGCGUAG
Molecule: messenger RNA, 438 nt
Organism: Echinostoma caproni
Lineage: Eukaryota; Metazoa; Platyhelminthes; Trematoda; Plagiorchiida; Echinostomatidae
Source: the annotation of a GenBank genome assembly